Molecule: messenger RNA, 5137 nt
Organism: Melanotaenia boesemani (Boeseman's rainbowfish)
Lineage: Eukaryota; Metazoa; Chordata; Actinopteri; Atheriniformes; Melanotaeniidae
Gene: trim8b
Product: tripartite motif containing 8b
Exons: 5
Coding region: 1936-3711 (591 amino acids)
Source: RefSeq, a predicted model, not a curated record
UUGACGUGUUUAAGUCGGCUCUCCUGCAUUCCUCUCCUCUCGCUACAGCCUGGCCGAUAGAGACAGAAAGAAAAGGGGGGGAGAAAACACACAUUAUUAUUCACAAUCGUGUUGGAUUUUUAUGAACCACGGAGUCGACUCACACAGGGAAAAUCAGGCCACCAAACGUACCCCAGUCAAGACGGCUCUUUCGGACCUACAGUACCGAAAAAAACAUGUUUUAUUUUUAUUUAAAUAACCAGACUUUACGUCGGUGUAAUUGUACAUAGAUCAGCUAUCGAAAAGCAGCUUUGGUGGAACAGCUUACAGCUUUUUUUCGCGGCGGAUAUAUAUCCUUUUAAAAAAUGAGGAUUUGCAAGAUGGCUGAUGACAGCUAGCCCCAACAAGGACAGAAACGCGACGUCCCCUUUAAGAUCAGGAGGGUAUAUUUUUGUAUUUUUAUUAGUUGAAUAUAUAAAUAUGGCUGCCUGGAAAAAAUAUGACUAUAGCCUAUAUUAGCAACCUCCGCACUCGUUUGGAAAUGGACUCUAUCUUGUGUUUAUAUGUACCUGUGCUGUGGUAGAAAAUGGUGAGGUGACGUCUGAGGUAAUUUACGCGAUUUAAUUUAGAUAAGGAAGUAGAUAAAUAUGUUGUCGGCUAAAGGCUGAGGCUUCAAUGGGUGUAUAAGAUGGACACCAAAGUAUAAAGGUAGGAUACGUCUGAAAAAUAAUAACCUUUGUGUGAGUAGAGAUUUGAUAGAUGUGUUGGAGGGGGGGAAGCAAACGGCUCCGCAAUAGCAGCCAACAUUCCUGCGGAUCCUAAAACCCUUUGUUUUGUGCGCAGGAGCUGGACUGGACCAUUAAAACGAUUAACUAUGCAGUAAACAGCCUCGAAAUGAUGGCCUGGGUAUGAUUUUCACUUUAAUGAGAUUAUAGGGCCUUUUCGUCGAUAGAAAACUGGUAGAAAAGCCGAGGCCUUGUGUACAGAUAUGCGAACUGUGCCACAUAGCUGACGUUAUUCAUCAAAUAGAAAUGUCUCUUUUAUGUCUAAUUGAUGGACCGGGGCUACCUGUGUUAUCCAUUUGACCAGUACAACAGCAUUUAUUGCCUACCAAGCCGUUGCUGGUUGUAUGUGUAGAGAAAUCACUGGCGGGGUCUCCUUGAAUACUUAUUUAUGAUUCAUCGGACAAAAGCAUUGCGCUGCGUUGUGAUUAUUGAAGGAAUCAAGCGUCCUUGAGGGCUCGAUGAAACAGAUUCCCGUUUUAAAAGCGUCCUGUGUGUGAAUAGUAAUCAGGGUGUGGGCUCCAGCGGUCCUUUCUAAUGCUUUUCAUGCUUCGUUUGUUGGUCUGAAUUAGUCCACAGUCAAUCAUAAUCCGACGUUUAAGUGGGGGAAGCUCUUAAGGUAAGGGCCUGAGCUGGCAGCAGAAAAGAUCAAGAGUCUUUUCAUGUGUCACACAGAGACAGAUUUAUCUCGUGAUUGAAUGUUAUUGUGUAGAUAAUGAAUUCUCUGUGCCUUGUUUGCAUUUUCAUGGUUUACCUGUAGCACACGGGCUUUUGGUUACCAACAGGCCUAUAAACACACACACUGAAGCUGUGAAAGCAGGCCCUGUGUGAUUUAGAGGAACGGAAAGCAGAGUUUCCUGUAAUCUGCAUAACGUCAGCUUCUGUUUUAUGUGCUGAAAUUACCAAGGUGUUGUCAUUGCCUGAGGCCUUCUCUUGGUCAGGAUUUUUUUUUUUUUUUUUUCCCCCUUGCAUUCUUGCUGCAUUUAUAAGCAAUAUUCAUCUGUCAGGGAGAUUUGUCUGAUUUGGCCACAAGGGUUGAUAUAAAAAGACUAAUCUUUCAGGACAGCAUCAGGCCGUUUUAUCUUUUCUAUCACAGCUCAUUCUGAGAAAGUGUCAGGUUUCAUUAGCUAGGCAGAGACCUAGAGGUCUGGGAGAAGUGGAAAACUCUUUGUGUAUGCCUGCUUGUGCCACGAUGGCCUCUGACAUGGCUGAGACGUGGAGGAACUGUUUUGAGGAGGAGCUCAUCUGCCCCAUCUGCCUGCACGUGUUCUCGGAUCCCAUCCAGCUGCCCUGUAAGCACAACUUCUGCCGGGGCUGCAUCAGUGAGGCCUGGGCCAAAGACUCCUCACUGGCUCGCUGCCCCGAGUGCAAUCAUGCUUACACACAGAAGCCCAGCCUGGAGAAGAACCACAAACUGUCCAACAUAGUUGAAAAGUACAACGCCCUGAGCGUGGAGAAGGCUACCACGCCAGCCCUGCAGUGCAUCCUGUGCCGCCGAGGCCCACCGCUCCCAGCAGUUAAGGUUUGCCUGCGCUGCAAUGCCCCGUGCUGCCAGUCUCACGUCCAGACACACCUGCAGCAGCCGUGCUCAGCCCUGGGGCACCUGUUGGUGGAGGCGGAGGCAGUUAAGGCCUGGACCUGCCCGCAACAUGAUGAAUACAGGCUGUACCACUGCGAGGCCGAGCAGACAGCAGUGUGUCAGUACUGCUGCUUUGCCCGCUGCCACCCCAGCCACGGCCACGCCGUCACUGACGUGGAGCUGCGACGCAACGACAUCAGACAAAACCUGUUAAGACAGCAGGAGCACGUGGAGGAGCGAGUGCAAGAGAUUGAAGAGCAGCUUUGCAAACUGGACUCUGACAAGUGUGUGGUGGAGGACAGGGUGUGCGAACUGAAAGAAGAAGUUCGCCUGCAGUACCAGCGGAUGCACCAGCUCCUCGAGGAGGAUCUCGGCCGAACACUGGAGGCUUUGGAUCAGGCUCAGGCUCGGUUUUGCCAGGAAAAUGCGGCCCAGGUUUUGGCUCUUGGAGAACAGCGACAUGAAGCACAGAAGCUGCUGAGCUCCAUCCACACUGCUUUUAGUAAAGCCGAGGAACUGAGCUUCAUGAAAAACACCAAGCCUGUUAAAAUCCUCACAGACAGGUCUCAGGCAUGUGUGGGCAGCAGUCUCCCUCCUUACAAAGUCGGGAAUCUCAACUCUAAACUAUUUCUUUCUGAGAUCUCUAAAAGAGAGAAGAGCUUAAAAAGAACACUUGAAGUUCCCCUCACUCCUCCAUCAACGUUUCUGCAGUCCGUUCCUGCGUUUCCCAGCGGUCAUAGCUCGGGAUCUGGAGCAGAGAAACGGAAACAUUCCACUGCCUUCCCAGAGGGAAACGGGAGCGCUGGGAAAAACGCAGCUCCAGGUUUUAAAGACUCUUCCUCAUCUUCUUCCUCGUCGUUAGCCAAACAGCCCUACCUGAGCUCCAGUUCUGCCUCUGGAGAAGGCCAGUCCACCAAUCAACAGCCUCUCGGCCCCUGUGCCCCACCUCACAUCAGCGAGAGUGGCAGCACAGGAAGUGGAAGUGGUUCGUUGACCAACCACCAUUCAGGCUCCGUGUUUGGUUCCUCACACUUUCCUCCCGGAGGCAGCGGCUCCUCUCACUCCUCCCAGCAGGCUGUGCUGCCACAGUACGGGGGCCGAAAGAUCCUAGUGUGUACUAUGGAUAACUGCUACUGCUCCGGAGUGCCAUCCGUGUCAGGCCACCGCAGCCAUCCUCCGUACCCACGUUCAGGUUCCUUUCCCUGGGUCAGCCCCCAGGACUACCCCCCUCCUCCUGGUCUGGCCUCUGGAGGUCCAUCCAUGCAGGGCUUGGCAGUGAGGGACUGGAUAGAUGCCUCACAGACGCACAGACAUGCAGAUUUCUAUGGGCUGUAUGGGCAGCCUUCUACAAAGCACUACGUCACCAGUUAACACAGCAGACACACACACACACACACACACACACAAAAGAGACAGCACCAAAAUAGCACACCUUUACCAACUUAUUAACUGGGGGGGAAAAAAAUGCAAAUACACUAUACACACACUAGAAUAAAUGUUUAUAUCUGUACACGCAUUCGGGGGCAGGGUUUAUCUCUUUGUGUUUUUCUUCCUUACUUUAUUUUCAAUCAGUGAUUCAUGUAUUGUAUUAUAGGUGAAAUGGAUACGCAGCCAGCUGCUCACUCUGGCACAGCUCGGCUCACCAUUCAACACAUAAACAAAAAAUAAUGAGGGGCCUGUAAAGGAGAAGAUGAGAUGCAGUUUUUUAAUUUUAUUUAUAGAGUAGGGGACUGAUUGGAAAUGGACUGUUUCUAGAAAAUGUUUUCAUGCUUCCUCAAGGCUUCUCACUGAGGCUAAAGGGAAGAGUUAUAAUACCGUGCAGUGUUGAGCUCACUGAUAUAAUUGCCCCUCCAGUUAUACUGAGGCCAAAUGCCUUAUGUUAUUAGCUUCAUAUUUUUCUCCACAUAGCUGACUUUGAUAGAUAGAUCCUUUAAAGAGGGACCACAGUUCCUUCCUGUCUCUUGAUUUUUAUCAACUUGGCACUUAUUCCUUUGCUAAGUUCAGGGAUGGAUUGUACAGCUUGAACACAAAAGGCUCUUCCAUUGGAACACCCACAAUGCACUUGUGGAUGCCUUCCUAUGCCAGGACUGCAGAUGCUGACCUGCGGAGGGAAAGCAGAGUUGCAUCAGGGCUGGUUAACUCCAGUCCUGGGUAUUUGAGAAUUCUGCACCUUUCUACAACUAGCGCUCCAUCCUGCUGCCAUAGAAGGACAGAAAAUAUUAAGACUGUAUCCAUUUUGUGAUUACUAUGGCUUUGUGUUAUUUGGUACAUUUACAUGUGUCAUGCUUGUCUACAGAGACUAUUUGAUUGUAGAGAAAAAAAGGCAAGACUGAACAGACCAAACUAAUCAAGCAUUUGGAUGAUCUAAUGAUGCUGUAAUUGUAUUUCCUGCAGGGCAAAGAUGUCACUUCCUCUCAAUAAGCACACAAGGUCUUGGCUUCCUGAUUGCAGCUAAAAGCAUGCAAGGAAGAGAUUUUUUUUUUGUUUUGUUUUGUUUUUGUUUGUCUUUUUGUUUGUUUUUAGGCACUCAAAAGAAGAACAAUGAGGGAAAAACUGUAAGCCGUUUUAAAAAUGAGUGUAUGAACAAAACAGCUGGUGGGAGGAAACUUUUUCAUGAACUUUUUUUAAAAGAGUAAGACUGGACUGAAAGAUGAAAGAACGGUUCUUUAUCCUAAAAAGGAGCUGUUACAACAGCCAACAUUUACAGAAAAAAAAUCUUUUUUGUAAAUAUUUUGUGAAAUGGAAAAAUUACAGAUGUGAUUUGGAGAAGGGUUCCAAAUAAACAAAUUUAAUCUGG